Molecule: messenger RNA, 3140 nt
Organism: Carassius carassius (crucian carp)
Lineage: Eukaryota; Metazoa; Chordata; Actinopteri; Cypriniformes; Cyprinidae
Product: T-box transcription factor TBX3-like
Exons: 7
Coding region: 980-3004 (674 amino acids)
Biological process (GO): positive regulation of cell population proliferation; central nervous system development; heart looping
Cellular component (GO): nucleus
Molecular function (GO): DNA-binding transcription factor activity, RNA polymerase II-specific; RNA polymerase II cis-regulatory region sequence-specific DNA binding
Source: RefSeq, a predicted model, not a curated record
ACACUUCACUAGAACAAAGUUGACUUCCUAUAUAACGCUAAUGCUGAUGAACUGCAGGAUCUCCAAAUGACUCAUUCGCAUCUCUUAACCAAUACCAAAACUGAUUUUGAAUUUCUCAUGUGAACGCGCGUCUGGAGCGCUAUAUGAUCUUCUGUGCGUGAAAAGGGGCCGACAGUGACGCUGUGUGCUGGAGACCUGGAAGUUCAGCUUCUCUGGGUCCCGCAGACCGACAGAUGCGUGUCCUAAUGAUGUUGGCAUAUUCACACAAUAGCGAGCGAGGCAGCGCUGUUUGGCGGCAGCAACAGAGUUCUCCAACACCUUUUUAUAAGUCUGAAGUCUUUCCCCUCCACCCGACCUGUUAAAACCACGCCUACAGAGCGACACAAUUGGUCCAAAAGCGUCAAAGAGCCAAUCAACAGCGGGCUGCUGCUCAAAACACGCAACACAUCCACACCACCGAAGCCUAUGGAGUUCAGAAGCACUGGGAAUAUCUCUGUGCUGGACCCUGUGCUCCGCAUAUCGCGCUCUGCUGAAAUGUGUGUGCGGGAGAGAAAGUGUGUGUGUGAGCGUGUGAAGGUGUAUACCUCCGACAAGUAAAGACAGAGGAAUUAUUCCGAGGCUUCGAAAUAUUUCAACACAUCUCUUUGGCAGGACUCGGGACGAUCUCACUAUUAGCGGAAUGUCUAUUUUACAGAAAUCCAAAGGACAGCGACGCGCGCCGCAAGCUGACACUCAGUGACUCGGUCGAUCCUUUUAUUUUUAUUUUCUCGAUCUCAUAGCGCACUGCCAAAAGACAAGCCGAGAAGAUAUCAGUUUCUCACUUUCUCUUUUAGAUACUUUGUUGGAAUCCAGCUAGAGACACAAGUAAGACACUCACGCGUCGCAGGAACGCUGGACUUGGUGAAGGACUUCUCCGGCGCAGAUAUUAAGCUGAUUGCACAUCGAUUUAAGGAACACCGCAUCUGCUGGCUGGACUCGCAUGAGCUUCCUGAUGAGAGAUCCAGUUAUUCAAGGAUCCAGUAUGGCUUAUCACCCGUUUUUACCUCACCGGAGUCCGGAAUUUGCCAUGAGCGCAAUGCUGGGUCACCAGCCGCCCUUCUUCCCGGCCCUGGGGCUGCCACCUAACGGCUCGCUGUCUCUGCCUGGUGCUCUGGGCAAACCAAUAAUGGAGCAGCUGAUGGGCGCAGCAGAGACCGGCCUACACUUCUCCUCACUGGGACACCACGCCGCGCAUCUGCGGUCUCUCAAGACGCUUGAGCCCGAGGAGGAGGUCGAAGACGACCCAAAAGUUCACCUCGAAGCCAAGGAACUCUGGGAGCUUUUCCACAAGCGCGGCACAGAGAUGGUCAUCACUAAAUCUGGAAGGCGGAUGUUCCCUCCGUUUAAAGUCAGAUGCACGGGCUUGGACAAAAAGGCCAAAUAUAUUCUGUUGAUGGAUAUUGUGGCGGCUGAUGACUGCAGGUAUAAAUUUCACAACUCUCGCUGGAUGGUGGCAGGAAAGGCUGACCCCGAAAUGCCAAAACGGAUGUACAUUCACCCCGACAGUCCGGCAACGGGCGAGCAAUGGAUGUCUAAAGUCGUCAAUUUUCACAAACUUAAACUGACAAAUAACAUCUCCGACAAGCAUGGAUUUACGAUACUAAACUCCAUGCACAAAUACCAGCCAAGAUUUCACAUUGUGAGAGCCAACGACAUACUGAAACUCCCAUACAGCACGUUCAGGACCUACGUGUUCCCCGAGACAGAUUUCAUUGCUGUCACUGCCUACCAGAACGAUAAGAUAACACAACUGAAAAUUGAUCACAAUCCUUUUGCAAAAGGAUUUCGUGACACUGGAAAUGGGAGACGCGAAAAAAGAAAACAGCUGGCUCUGCAAUCGAUGCGUUCGUAUGAGGAGCAGCAGAAAAAAGAGAACGGGACGUCCGAUGAUUCCUCAGGCGAACAAGCGUCCUUCAAAUGCUUUCGCCAGGCCUCGUCUCCUGCGGUCUCAACUGUUGGCCAGAAUAACUUAAAAGAUUUUUGCGACAGUGAUGAAGAUAGCGACGACGAAGACAAAGAUGGAAACGUGAAAGAGGGACCAGACUCGAGCAAAAUCUCCACCACGACCGAGGACUCCAAGGAUCACGAUGCGAGUUUAAGCAAAAGCCUGCUUGGGGAAAGUGACUCUGUCCAGCGGAGAACCGACAAGAUCCGGGACUCCCGGCAGAGUCCCGUCACGCUCAUCUCUAGCACCACACGGUCCGGUGAGGAGCUCAAGAGCCCGGAUCACGCCAAAACAGACGACUGCCGAACACUGAGCAAAGAAAAUUACAUGCCAUUGACUGUGCAAACAGAUGGCGCUGCGCACUUAAAUCAAAACCACUUGCACAAUUUCGGAUUUCCGCCGGGUUUGGCCGGGCAGCAGUUUUUCAGUCACUUGGGUGGUGCCCAUCCGUUUCUCCUGCACCCUGGUCAGUUCAGUAUGGGGGGCGCGUUCUCAAACAUGGCCUCAGGGAUGGGCCCCAUACUGGCAGCUGUUUCCUCCGGAGGGGUCAGUUCAUUGGACACGAGCAGCAUGCCAUCACCCUCGCAAAGCAUGACGGGAGCACCGCUGCCCUUCCACCUUCAGCAACAUGUUCUGGCGUCGCAGGGUCUGGCCAUGUCUCCCUUCGGAGCUCUCUUCCCGUAUCCCUACACGUACAUGGCCGCCGCCGCCGCUUCUUCAUCGGUUCAUCGUCAUCCGUUUCUGAACGCGGUGCGGCCCCGGUUACGGUACAGCCCUUACUCUUUACCGAAUGUCCCCGACUGCACUUUGCUUACGACAGCUGUCCCGCCCGUGGCGAGCAGUGCCAUGGAUCUGAAGGGAGACGGGGUGACGGGGAGUCUGGACUCUGAGUCUGGCUCGGUGUCAGUGUCACCGAAACCGUGCGCCGAGAAAGAUUCCCACAGCGAGCUCCAGAGCAUCCAGCGCCUGGUCAGCGGACUCGAGACCAAACCGGACAGAGCGCGCAGUGUGUCCCCGUAGACACCACCGACGAGAGAGCGAGCCGUGCACCACGGACCUGCCUCGGAGAACACGAUAGACUUUAAAUGCACUUUGCUAAAACAAAUAAACACGUAAAUGUAUGUUGUUCUUUUGUUAAAUUAAAACAGUAACUUUG